Prosopis cineraria is the source of this 781-nucleotide messenger RNA. Its product is annotated as glutaredoxin-C3-like. Gene Ontology annotation, cellular component: cytoplasm. The coding region runs from base 133 to 522 and encodes 129 amino acids. NCBI's taxonomy places the organism in Eukaryota, Viridiplantae, Streptophyta, Magnoliopsida, Fabales, Fabaceae. Gene Ontology annotation, biological process: cellular response to oxidative stress. The record is from RefSeq and is a predicted model, not a curated record. The transcript has 4 exons. Gene Ontology annotation, molecular function: glutathione disulfide oxidoreductase activity.
AAUGUCUAGGAAUUUCUCGGGAACAUUGUUAGGAGAUAGGUUAGGCCCGAUCGUUUCUAUAAGCGGCGAAGGCCAAAACCUGCCUGCGCCGAACCGGCAACCCCGACUGUGACAAACUAUACGAAGUGAACGAUGACGAAGAGGAUAGGGGUUCCCUUUGUGAUAGUGGUGAUUUUGUCGUUGUUGGUUGCAAAGCAUCCCGUGGUAGUCGAAUCCUCUAGUUCUGUCUCUGCCUUCGUUCAUAAUGUCAUCUACUCCAGCAAAAUCGCCAUCUUCUCCAAAUCCUACUGCCCGUAUUGUUUGCGUGCCAAACGCAUAUUUAAAGAACUAAAUGAGCAACCUUUUGUAGUAGAGCUUGAUCUGCGAGAUAAUGGGCAUCAAAUUCAGAAUGUUCUCCUGGAUCUCGUAGGGCGGCGCACUGUCCCACAAAUAUUUGUGAAUGGCAAGCAUAUUGGUGGAUCUGAUGAUCUCCAAGCUGCAGUCGAGAGUGGCGAAUUGCAGAAACUUUUAAGUACAAGUUGAUGGCAUCCUGGACACUGAAGAACACGGGCAUGUGCAAUGCAUCAGUAUGUGGGAGUUGGGGGUGCAUUAUGGAAAGGAUCAAGCUUCUAACAGUAAAAUGAAGUUUCUAGUUGCGCCGAAUUAAGAUCUUUUGAAUGCAUUUUGAAUUUAGUGGGGAUUUGUUUGUAAUCAGAUCAUUUCAUUCUCGUAAAACUGAAAAUCCAUAUAGUUGUACAUAAUUUUCUUAAGCUUUCUUUCUACGUGCCAUGGGAAACCGGAA